This is a messenger RNA of Aspergillus clavatus NRRL 1, 3648 nucleotides long. Its product is annotated as GTPase-activating protein LRG1. The coding region runs from base 1 to 3648 and encodes 1215 amino acids. Gene Ontology annotation, biological process: actin cytoskeleton organization; signal transduction. The record is from RefSeq and is a predicted model, not a curated record. Lineage: Eukaryota; Fungi; Ascomycota; Eurotiomycetes; Eurotiales; Aspergillaceae. Gene Ontology annotation, cellular component: cytoplasm. The transcript has 6 exons.
AUGCCUCCCGGCGAUGUGUCCCUGCCGGACAGCCUUGUGCCGGGCAACGGGGCUGUCCGUCCGACUUUAAAUACCAGUGGUCAUGGUGGCAGCCUCCAGAGACAGACCCCCACCUCGCCUGCGGACAGCACUAAGCCCUUCGACUCACCCCGUGCAAGGCCUGGAGGUGCAAAUGGAUCAGUACACAGUCCCAUCGAAGGAACACAAAAUCCUGAUGGUCGCAUGGGUCGAAGAUUAGAUUCAAACAAUCCUAGCCCAAUAGACUCAUCCACCCCGCGCGAUCGAGCCGGUUAUUGGGAGAAGUCCGCACAACGCGACAGACCUGCCCAAAGUGGCCGACCGCCUACAAAAUCCCCUGCGAGUUCGCGAAUCUGUAAAAAAUGCGGCGAUCCUCUGACGGGCCAAUUUGUGCGUGCGCUUGGCGCAACAUACCAUCUUGAGUGCUUCAAGUGUGAGGACUGCGGGCAAAUCGUUGCAUCCAAGUUCUUCCCGGUUGACGCUGAAGACGGAAGCGGGCAGUAUCCCCUGUGUGAGACCGAUUACUUUCGACGAUUGGACCUUCUUUGCCAUGAAUGCGGCGGUGCCUUGCGUGGCUCUUACAUCACGGCCUUAGAGCAUAAAUAUCACAUCGAGCAUUUUACUUGCUCCGUUUGUCCAACAGUUUUCGGCGCUCAGGACUCCUACUAUGAGCACGAGGGCAGGGUCUAUUGUCAUUUCCAUUAUUCAACGCAGUUCGCCCAGCGAUGUCAUGGAUGUCACACGGCAAUCCUGAAGCAAUUCGUCGAAAUCUUCCGCAAUGGCCAGAACCAGCAUUGGCACCCCGAAUGCUACAUGAUACAUAAAUUCUGGAAUGUGCGUUUAGCACCCACUGGGCAGCCACUAGAACUUCCUGAGACGGGACCCGAUGCCACUGACGAAGAGCGGAACAAAAUUCGGGAAGAAGAGGACAUGAUGGAGGAGAAAGUCUAUCGAAUUUGGAGCAUCCUUUCCGGGUUCGAGGAAUCGUCGGCGGCCUGUAUCUCAGAUAUGCUACUCCACGUCAGCAAUGGCUCUUAUUUGGAUGGUGUGCUAGUUGCUAAGAGAUUCAUUGGUCACGUCGAAGUUCUCUUCCGCGCUAUCGACGAAUUGGCAGGAUACAUCAGAACUCAGGAAAUGAAAGAUCUCACAUAUGGCCGAGAAGCAAAGCUUCUAUGCAAGAAGAUUGUUGCAUUCUUCGCCUUACUUUCCAAAACUCAGGAAACUGGGCCUAGGAAGUUGGGUGUCACACAGGAACUCUUGUCUUUGGUCACCGGUCUUGCUCACUAUCUCAAACUUCUCAUUCGAAUUGGGCUGCAAGGUGCUCUCAAAUUAGAGAGGGAAAAGCGAAGCCCUGAUGGCCUUUACUAUUUCUUGGACCACUUGGCGGAUAUUGAGGCAUUACGCCCCCCAGAGCAAGAAGAAUCACCUGCAGAUCUGAUGGCUGGAGUAGCCAAACUCGCUGAUCAGCUCUCUGAUUGCUGCGUAGCAUGCAAAGAACCUAUUGAUGAUGAAUGCAUUCUGUUGAAUGACUCUAGAUGGCACAUCAAACCGCCUCAUCUCACAUGUGCGGCUUGCCAAACCGAUCUUACUGGCACUUAUCACGAUGCACUCUGGAACUCGAAGAUGAAGAAGGUUUACUGCAGCAGUUGCGUCGCGCAGCAAGGCCUGGCUAGUGAGAGCCAAACUGGAUUCACUCGGGUGACUAAACUGGAGCAAUUCGUCUUUCUACUGCGAGUUGCGCUUGCUCGCUUGCUCGCUGUGUUGCAUGCUGGAGGAACCUUGCAAUCUACCUCAGAAGAACCGAGCUCUGAUGAGCCCAGAGAUGGUAGUCAAAUGCCACCUGGCGGGCAGAUUCGCAGAUCCGCAACACGAGCAAAACAUGCAGGCAGAGACGGUGCGGCGGAAUCAUCGCUUGAGCAAACCGUUGGUGAAAUGCGACGCUUGCGAUCGAUUCGAAAUGAACGUACUUUGUCAACAACUUAUAAAAGAGCUCGAGCUUCUCGGAUUAUUGACGGCCCUGAAGGCAGAAGUGUCCGUCCUGGUUCGUCCGGUGGCGAAGGCUCUGAUGGCCGUGGUCAUGGGUUCCAGAUCGUAGAGGAAAGAGACGCGAAUGGCGAGACAGUUACCGAUCUGACGUUUGGCAAUCAGGAUGCUUUGACAUUGGACGAUAUCCCGAGGAUUGUUGCUGCCGAGCAAGCAAAAGAACAGCGCCCAAAUGCCUACAGACAUGCUGGUACCAAGCUUGUGGGGACCUCCGAGCCACUUCCCAAAUAUAACCAGGGCCAUCAACGUGGUGUGUCCAGUGGCGGCUUGGAAUCCCAUCUCAUUGAGCGGAACGGAAAGACCAAGAAGUACUUUUCUGAACUCUCUGCCCUCGAAUACUUCAUCGUACGACACGUCGCAGUACUCUCCAUGGAACCCCUGCUCGAGGGACACUUCACAUUAGAGGAGCUACUUUCGCUGAUCGAAUCUCGCAAGCCAACCAUUUGGAACAUCUUCGGUCGUGCUUUUAAUAAAGAUGCCAAGAAGGGCGGAAAGAAGAAGGGCGUGUUCGGUGUGAGCUUAGAUUUCCUCGUUGAAAAGGAGGGGACCGAAUCCUCACACGGCGUGGGGCCAGGCGCCUUGCGCAUUCCUGCCCUGGUCGACGAUGCCGUAUCAGCAAUGAGACAGAUGGACAUGUCGGUGGAAGGUGUCUUCCGGAAGAAUGGCAACAUCCGGCGACUGAAGGAAAUUUCUGAUUUGAUCGACAACAAAUAUGAUCAGGUGGACCUGACGAAGGAGAACCCUGUGCAGAUUGCAGCGUUGCUGAAGAAGUUUCUUCGUGAAAUGCCCGACCCACUACUAACAUUCAAGCUGCACAACUUGUUUGUGAUCUCCCAGAAAAUCGCCGACCCGGAAAAGCAGAAGCGGCUGUUGCAUCUCGCAUGCUGCCUCCUUCCCAAGGCUCAUAGAGACACCAUGGAGGUCCUCUUCGCCUUUUUGAAUUGGACCUCAUCCUUCUCCCAUGUGGAUGAGGAUACUGGUAGCAAGAUGGACAUUCACAACCUUGCGACUGUCAUCACGCCCAACAUUCUAUAUCCCAAUACAAAGAACAGUACUGUGGAUGAAAGUUUCUUGGCAAUCGAGGCUGUAAAUGCCCUCAUCGCGUACAACGAUACCAUGUGCGAGAUUCCCGAGGAUCUGCAAGCUGUUCUCAGCGAUACCACCCUCUUCAGGGGAGACAGUGAAGUCAGCAGCAAAGAGAUCCUGAAAAGAUAUGGGGAUAUUGCGCGGGGAAGUUUCUCUCAAAAACCAAACAAUGGGGGAGAAACAGUCACAAUCACCAAUCCUCAUAAUCGGGGAGCCAACAUACCUACAUCUGCGCGUAUCGAAACGGACCCCUCUCAAGAUGCAUCCUGGCAGAACCAGGCCUCAGUUCGUCAAGUGCAGAAUCCCAGUGGGCAUAAUCACUCAGCUAGUACUUCCGCACCGUUUACCCCGAAGGAACUUGCACCUGGACAAACCGGCAAUUACCGUGGGCGAAGCACUAGCAAUGGCAGCCAGCAAAACCAAGUUCCUCAGGAGGGACAAUCCCACCAAAUGCCAUACAGAGCUCGUCAAGGAGCGGGCCCAAUGGGAGUUGCUGGUUAG